UCGCUCCGAGCCCCGCAUCGCACAGAGCGACUCUCACACAGAGAGACUUCUCACACAGAGACACACACACAGAGACACACACAGACAGAGAGAGAGAGAUACGCUCACACACAGAGAGACACACACAGAGACACACACACAGAGAGACACACACACAGACACACACAGAGACUCUUACACAGAGACCCAGAACCCUCGCCCAAUCUCCAGUGGCAAGCCGCGUGCAGCAGAAAACUUCAGACGAGUCGCGGACGCGGCCACUGACAGCGACCGGACGGACGGAGCCGCGAUGGGGGUCUCUACCGCCAUCCUGGCGGCGUCCACGCUCCUGGCCCUGCUGGGCCCCGUCUCGGGCGAGCCGGAGAUGCCCCACGGCUGCGCUCAGGGCAGCUGCUACCCAGCCACGGGCGACCUGCUGGUGGGGCGCAGCGACCGCCUCGGGGCCUCCUCCACGUGCGGCCUUGCGCAGCCGCAGCCGUACUGCAUCGUGAGCCACCUGCAGGAUGAGAAGAAGUGCUUCACGUGCGACUCGCGCGAGGAGGUGGGCGGCGGCGGCGGCUACGGCGCCCUGAGCCACGGCGUGCACAACGUCAUCACCGCCUUCGCCCUCGACCGCAAGAAGGCCUGGUGGCAGAGCGAGAACGGCGUGGAGAACGUGACCCUGCGUCUCGACCUGGAGGCUGAGUUCCACUUCACCCACCUCAUCAUGACCUUUAAGACGUUCCGCCCGGCGUCGCUGCUCAUCGAGCGCUCCGCCGACUUUGGCCGCACGUGGCAGAUCUACCGCUACUUCGCCUACGACUGCUCCGCCGCCUUCCCCGGCGUGGCCACGGGGCCGCUGCGCCGCGUGGACGACGUCAUCUGCGAGUCGCGAUACUCGGACAUCGAGCCGUCCACCGAGGGGGAGGUCAUCUUCCGAGUGCUGGACCCAGCCAUCAAGAUCACCGACCCCUACAGCCCGGCCAUCCAGAGCCUGCUGAAGAUCACGAACCUGCGCAUCAACUUCACGCGGCUGCACACGCUGGGGGACAACCUGCUGGACUCGCGCGUCGAGAUCAAGGAGAAGUACUACUACGCGCUGUACGAGCUCGUCGUGCGCGGCAACUGCUUCUGCUACGGCCACGCGAGCGAGUGCGCGCCCAUCGACGGCGUGCGCGGGGACGUCGACGGCAUGGUGCACGGGCGCUGCGUGUGCAAGCACAACACCGAGGGGCUCAACUGCGAGCGCUGCGAGGAUUUCUACAACGACAUGCCGUGGCGCCCGGCCGAGGGGCGCAACACCAACGCCUGCAAGCGCUGCAACUGCAACAACCACGCGGUGCGGUGCCACUUUGACGGCGCGGUGUUUGCCGCGACGGGGAACGCCAGCGGCGGCGUGUGCGAGGACUGCCAGCACAACACGGCCGGGCGCAGCUGCGAGCUCUGCAAACCCUUCUUCUACCAGGACCCGCUGCGCGACAUCCGCGACGCCGCCGUCUGCGUUCCGUGCGACUGCGACCCCGACGGCUCGCUGAACGGGGGGAUGUGUGACGGACACACCGACCCGUCGGCGGGGCUCGAGUCCGGGCAGUGCCGCUGCAAGGCGCACGUGGAGGGGCCGCGGUGCGACCAGUGCCGGGCCGGAUUCUACGGACUCGACGCCGAGCAGCCCGACGGAUGCCAGCCUUGCCACUGUAACCCGCUGGGCACGGUGGGUGGCGCCGCGGCAUGCGACGCCGUCACCGGCGACUGCUACUGCAAGCGUCUCGUCACGGGGCGCAGCUGCGACCAGUGCCUGGCGGAGCACUGGGGACUGAGCCACGACGGGAGCGGGUGCCGCCCGUGCGAGUGCGACGUGGGAGGCGCCGUCGACAACCGGUGCUCCGUGGAGUCGGGGCAGUGCCACUGCCGCGGCCACAUGGGCGGGCGGCCGUGCUCGCAGCCGGACUCGGGCUUCUUCUGCAUGGCGCUCGACCACUACACGUACGAGGCCGAGACCGCGCUGCCCGUCGACUCCAACGGCACCCCCGGGGGGCUGGCGGAGUCCCUGCUGACCCCCUCGUUGUGUGAGGAGCGAGAGCGCGUCAAGCAAGGCCUCCCCACAGGCCGGGGCCUGGCGCUGGUGCCGCGAGCCCCCACGCCGGGGCGCGCGCCCACGUGGACGGGGCCGGGCUUCGUGCGGGUGCCCGAGGGCGGCCGCCUCGAGUUCCGCGUCUCCGACGUCCCCCACUCCAUGGACUACGAGCUGCUCAUCCGCUACGAGCCGCAGCUGCCGGAGGAGUGGGAGGUGGUGCUGGUGACGGUGCUGCGCCCCAGCGACAUCCCCACGCACUCGCCGUGCGGGAACACCAUCCCGGCCGACGACCACCUCGCCGUGGCGCUGCCGCCCGGGUCGCGCUAUGUGGUGCUGCCCCAGGCCGUGUGCCUGGAGAAGGGAGUGAGCUACGUGAUCCGCGCCGACUUCACGCGCUACACGACGCACGAGCACACGGAGAGCGCCCACGUUCUCAUCGACUCGCUGGUGCUGCUGCCGCUCUACACAUCGCUGGAGAUGUUCUCCGGGGACGAUCGCGAGUCGACUCGGCGGCGCGAGAACUUUGACCGCUACCUGUGCCAGGAGAGCGGCAAGGCCGUGAUGAAGCAGCCGGUGACGGAGGUCUGCGCCGGCCUCAUCUGCAGCCUGUCGGCGCUGCUGCACGACGGCGCCCUGCCGUGCCAGUGCGACCUGCAGGGCUCGCUGAGCACGGAGUGCGACCCCAACGGGGGUCAGUGCCAUUGCCGCCCCAACGUGGUGGGGCGGCGCUGUGACGCGUGCGCGCCUGGGACCUACGGCUUCGGGCCCAGCGGCUGCCUCUCGUGCGAGUGCAGCGACGAGGGCUCCCACCACGCAUUCUGCGACGCGCGCACCGGGCAGUGCCGCUGCCGGCACGGCGCGUACGGCCGGCGCUGCGACCACUGCCAGCCGGGCUACUGGGGCUUCCCGGCGUGCCGGCCCUGCCGGUGCAACGGCCACGCCGAGGAGUGCCACCCGGUCACCGGGACGUGCCACUCGUGCCGCGAGCACACCGCCGGGGAGAGCUGCGAGCGCUGUGCGGACGGUUACUAUGGAAACCCAGUGCUGGGCUCGGGCGAGCAGUGCCGGCCUUGCCCGUGUCCUGGCGGCCCCGGCUCCGGGCGUCACUUCGCCAGCUCGUGCCACGAAGACCCGCACUCGCAGCGCGUCGUCUGCAGCUGCCGUCCAGGAUACACCGGAUCGAGCUGCGAGGAGUGCGCCCCCGGUCACCACGGCAACCCGCACGAGGCGGGCGGCUCGUGCCGGCCCUGCCGCUGCCACGGCAACAUCGACCCGACCGACCCGGGGUCUUGCGACCGGCGCUCGGGCGUCUGCCUGCGCUGCCUGCACCACUCACACGGGCCCGACUGCGGCGCCUGCCUGCCCGGUUUCUACGGCAACGCCACGCAGCAGAGCUGCCAACGCUGCGCGUGCAGCCCGCACGGCGUGGACCCGCGCCGCUGCCCGCCGGGCGGCGCGCUGUGCGAGUGCGACGCGGCGACGGGGCAGUGCCCGUGCCGGCCGCACGCGCUGGGACGCGCGUGCGAGCACUGCGCGCCCGGCCACUGGGGCCUGGCCGAGGGCGAGGGGUGCCGUGCGUGCGCCUGCGACCGCACCAAGGCGCUCGGCGACGCCUGCAACGAGUUCACAGGGCAGUGCGAGUGCCAGCCCGGCUUCGGGGGCCGCUCCUGCACCGAAUGCAUGGAGAACUUCUGGGGCAAUCCCAGCGUCGAGUGCAUCGCGUGCCAGUGCGAUGCGCGUGGGAUCUCCACGGCGCAGUGCGAGCGAGCAACGGGACACUGCGUGUGCCGCGCCGGCGUGGCGGGGGUGCGCUGCGACACGUGCGCGCGCGGGUUCUCCGGGAGCUUCCCGCACUGCGAGCCUUGCCACCAGUGCUUCGGGGACUGGGACCGCAUCGUGCAGUCGCUGGCGGAGCGGUCGCGCGGCCUGGCGGAGCGCGCCGCUCGCCUCGCCGAGUCGGGAGCCGUCGGCGCCUUCGGGGAGCAGUUUGGAGCCCUGGAGGAGAAGCUGGCGGAGGCGCGGAGGAUCGUGGACGGGCGCGUCGCCACGGCCCACUCCGUCACCGCCCUCAUCGGCUCCAUGGAGGACAUCCGGAAAAUGAUCGAUGAGCUGACGAACCGGCUGACGCCGCUGGAGAUCGACCUCACGGAAAGCCAGGACCGGAACGCCAACGCCACGGGGCGGAUCGCGGAGCUGGAGCGCGACGUGCGGCGCCUGAACCGCACCGCCGGCGGCCUGGAGCACCAGCUGGAUGUCAUCAAGAACUCCAAUUACCGCGGCGCGUACGACAGCGUGCGCCAGCUGCACGCCGACUCGCUGGCGGCGGAGUCGCGAGCCAACGCCUCCGUGGCGGGCGACGGGAGCCCGGUGGGCCGCUCGGCCGACGCCCGCUCGCGAGCCCGGGCGCUGCUCGAGGCCUCGCGCGACGACUUCCGGCGCAAGAACGCGGCCGGGCGCGACGCGCUGGAGACGCUCGCGGACGACGUGCGCUCGCUCAGCCUGCGCACCGUCAGCGAGAAGGUGUGCGGCUCCCCGGGUGACGAGCCGUGCUCGGACUCCCCGUGCGGGGGCCCCGGCUGCCGGGACGAGGACGGUGCCCCGCGCUGCGGGGGCCUGGGCUGCAACGGCGCUGCCACCGCCGCCACGGAGGCGCUGGAGCGAGCGCGCAACGCCGACCUGGAGAUCCAGCAGGCCGCGGCGCAGGUGGAGGAGCUCAACAAGCAGGUCCAGGAUGCGCGUGCGAGGUCGCACCAGGCCCGGGGGCAGGCGGAGGCGGCGCUGGACAGAGCCAACAGGACGCGGGAGCGCGCACAGCGCGCCAACGCUCAGCUCCGCGCCCUCAUCCAGCAGAUCAAGGACUUCCUGCAGCAGGACAGCGCCAGCCCCGACGACAUCGAGCUGGUGUCGAACCGCGUGCUGGAGCUGAGCGUGCCGGCGUCGGCCGAGCAGACGCACGAGCUGGCGGCCGAGAUCAAGCGGCGCGUCGCCGACCUCGCCAACGUGGACGCCAUCCUGGCGCAGACGAGCGGCGACAUCGCCGACGCCAACAGCCUCCUGCAGGAGGCGCGCGACGCCAAGACGCGUGCCGAUGACGUGUUGGCGACGGCGGAGGGAGUGAAGGGGGCACUGGAGGAUGCGGAGAUGGCGCAGAAAGCGGCGCAAGAGGCGAUCAAUCAGGCGAAGGGAGACAUCCAAGGGGCGCAGAACACACUGGCAUCGAUCGCGUCGGAGACGGACUCCGCGGAGCAGCGUCUGCGCGAGGCGGCAGAGCGCGCGGCGCGCCUCGACGACGCCGUCGCGGCGCUCAAGAUCAAGAGCAGCCAGGCCGCCAUGGCCGGCACGCGCGCCGACAAGGCCGCGGGGAACGCCAAGCUCCGCGCCGACGAAGCCAAGCAGAUCCUAGGCGGGGAGCUGAGGGAGAAGUUCGGCUUGCUGGAGACGCAGGCUCGAAGCAAGGCGGACGGCGCCACCACGGCGCGCCAGCGAGCCGAGGCCCUGCGCGAUCAGGCCCGCAAACUCCUCACCGGUGCACAGGACAAGCUGCAGAGGCUCAUGGACCUGGAAGAGCAGUACGAGAGGAACGAGCAGGCGCUGGAGGACAAGGCUCGCUCGCUGGACGGACUCGAGGAGAAGAUGCAAGCCAUCCUGCACGCCAUCAACCGCCAGAUCACCGUCUACAACACGUGCCAGUGAUCGGCGGCACGCACGCACGCACGCACUCGCACACACACACACACGCACGCACGCACUCGCACACACACACGCACGCUCUCACGCGCGAUAGGCAUGCAAUGAUUCAGGGAUCCGUCAACUAAGAAGCCGAUCACUUUGGUUUUGUUAAACGUUUUAUGCGAAGAUUUGUGUUGGGUUACAGUCAUUACGCGUGAGAUGGCCCGAACUAGACAGACGAUUUGAGAUGGAUAAAAAAAACAAUCGGUUGGUGAAAACCGCAUCGUGACGGCGAACUCGUACAAUUUGUCAAAUCGCGGGGGAGGUGGGGUGAACUGUUACAUGCCUACUGCGCGCACACGCAUGUUUACGCAUUCACGCACGCACACACGUGUGCACGUGCUCUCGCUGGAACGCUACGCGCGCACGAUUCGAUUUCGUUGCGGGAGAAGUCGAGAUUUGUUUUGCCCCAGUGCCUUCAUCAGGUGACCUCAAGGCUCCUUUAAACCGGCUCUGUUUAGCGGCCACACCAAUCAGCACGGCGAUCCCACGGAUGUUUACCAAAGCGGUCCGUUUGGGCGGUCGAAAUAAAAAUGCGCCCGGCAGUCGACCAUUUGGCACAGAGCAGUGGGUACCAAGCCUACGCUAACAGCAAAGCAUUAUGGGAAGGAACGUACUCUUUGGUUCUUUCGGUAAAGUCACGUAGGUGAAAAGGUAAAAUAAAAAAAAUAAAAAAAAUCACGACGUUUCGAUUGCAACACAAGCAAUCAUCAUCAGGUGUGACAACCACAGCAAGAUUUUUUUUUUACUGAAGUGGGAGAGAAGCCGGAGUUAAGGCGUUUAUAUAAAUCGAAGAGGGCGGUGGGGGGGGGGAAUAAGGGGAGGGGGAGCUGACUUUACCAAAAGAACCAAAGAGUAUGGAUCCUUGCAGUCACGAAAACUUCAAAUCUAGAAAGGGAAGAGGGACGUGUUGGAUCGCUCUGAUUGGUGGGAUGCUCGUGGCUGCUCAGUGCGCAGACAUUGGAGCGCUGCUCCUCGCUUUGUGCCUUUUCACCGUUACAAUCCCAAACAAUGUAUCACGUAGCUGUUUAUGCAGCCAUAGCAUCAGGAUUCAGAAAUGAAAUUCGCGUGAGGCCCACGUAACGAUCUGGCCACAUUUGUGUCGUUAGGUGGCGGGGAGGGUGUUAUCGACACAAAUGUGGCCAGGGCAUCACGUGGCCAAACCCAAAAAUCCAUUACAAAUCGUAACAAAGCAAUCCUAAGCAACAACAACAACAACGUCAAACAUACAGUGUGCACUACCAUCACUAAACACAAUUGUUGACCGUACAGUUCGCACACAAACACGUGGGGAGCCGUGGCCCAUUUUGCGGGUGCACUGUAUGUGUCCAUCUUCUUGGUUCUUUCGGUAAAGUCACGUAGAAGGGAAAUAAUAAAAUAAUAAAAAUAAAACAUAAUAAAAUAAUUCUCACGACGUUUCGGCC
Molecule: messenger RNA, 7206 nt
Organism: Lethenteron reissneri (Far Eastern brook lamprey)
Lineage: Eukaryota; Metazoa; Chordata; Hyperoartia; Petromyzontiformes; Petromyzontidae
Product: laminin subunit beta-2-like
Biological process (GO): cell migration; tissue development; basement membrane assembly
Cellular component (GO): laminin trimer
Source: RefSeq, a predicted model, not a curated record